Molecule: messenger RNA, 1537 nt
Organism: Solea solea (common sole)
Lineage: Eukaryota; Metazoa; Chordata; Actinopteri; Pleuronectiformes; Soleidae
Gene: rgrb
Product: retinal G protein coupled receptor b
Exons: 7
Coding region: 379-1260 (293 amino acids)
Biological process (GO): G protein-coupled receptor signaling pathway; visual perception; phototransduction
Cellular component (GO): membrane
Molecular function (GO): G protein-coupled receptor activity
Source: RefSeq, a predicted model, not a curated record
GAGCGCUUCGAUGCAAGUUCCUCUCCUCUGUGUUGUUGUUGUUGUUGUUGUGCAGCUUCAUUCAAACUUUGUCAUUUAUCUCACAGCAAACAAAGAGUCAAGUCACAGACUGAACUUCUGACCUUUUCUUCAAAGCGCUGCGCAGCAGAGGCGCAAACCUUUAGCGCUCAGAAAGUUGAGAGUGAGUUUGUAGGAAGUGAGCUCGUUAGGACAUUCCUGCGAGGAUUGUCGAGGGGCUUUUUUUUUUUUCAACCAAGAUUAGUUUCUUUAUGCUUUUUCACGUGAAAGAGCCUUUAUAAAGGCGUCAGUGUGACACACACACACUGCUCCGCGACACAACUGCGAGAGGAAGACAAAGUAGAAUUUGUGCUUUUCACCAUGGCGGCGUACACAUUACCGGAGGGUUUCACGGAUUUUGAUAUGUUUACAUUCGGCACAGCGCUGCUGGUCGGGGGCAUGCUCGGGUUCAUCCUCAAUGCGGUCAGCAUUGUGUCUUUCCUCUCAGUGAAGGAGAUGAGGACUCCCAGUAACUUCUUUGUUUUCAAUCUGGCUUUGGCCGACAUCAGCCUGAACAUUAACGGUCUCACAGCUGCUUAUGCCAGUUACAUCAGAUAUUGGCCAUUUGGACAAGAUGGAUGUUCCUAUCAUGGUUUCCAGGGCAUGAUAGCAGUUCUGGCCUCAAUCAGUUUCAUGGCUGCCAUUGCUUGGGACAGAUAUCACCAGUACUGCACUAGGCAGAAGCUCUUCUGGAGCACAACGCUGACAAUGAGCAGCAUCAUCUGGAUUCUGUCCAUCUUCUGGGCAGCUGUUCCUCUGAUGGGAUGGGGCGUUUAUGACUUUGAGCCCAUGAGGACUUGCUGCACGUUGGACUACACCAGAGGGGACAGGGACUAUGUGACGUACAUGCUCACGCUGGUGCUGCUCUACCUGAUGUUCCCCGCCUUCACCAUGUUGUCGUGCUACAGCGCCAUCCACAAGCACUUCAAAAAAGUCCAUCAACACAGGUUCAACACCAAUUUACCCUUGAGGGUCAUGUUGAUGUGCUGGGGCCCGUAUGUCCUCAUGUGUAUCUACGCCUGCUUUGAGAAUGUGAAGGUUGUGUCUCCAAAGCUGCGAAUGGUGCUCCCUGUGGUGGCCAAGACAAAUCCCAUCUUCAACGCUCUCCUCUACACGUUUGGAAAUGAGUUCUACCGAGGCGGUGUUUGGCAUUUCCUCACUGGACAAAAGAUUGUCGACCCAGUUAUUAAGAAGUCAAAAUAAAAGGAAAAGUCAACAUCCUCUGAGACCAAAUCAUCCUUUGCUCUUAUGAUAGAAUGUUAAUAAUUUUGUUAGGUUAAGGAAACAUCUUUGUGACAUUUAGAUACCUGUACUGGAGUAAUAUUAUUGUCUUAUGUAUAUGAAACAGUCCCCUCAUUCUGCAUUGCACUUAAUCUACAAAAUGUGUUUCAUUUCUUUCUGACGUCAUUUGUCUGCACUGCUCCUCCGUCCAUGUUUAACCAUUCACAAUAAUAAUAAUAAAAACACUGUGGACUAAUGA